This is a messenger RNA of Hirundo rustica (Barn swallow), 549 nucleotides long. It is a transcript of the gene HYDIN, whose product is annotated as HYDIN axonemal central pair apparatus protein. Gene Ontology annotation, biological process: axonemal central apparatus assembly; cilium movement. The record is from RefSeq and is a predicted model, not a curated record. Bases 1 to 549 code for a protein of 182 amino acids. NCBI's taxonomy places the organism in Eukaryota, Metazoa, Chordata, Aves, Passeriformes, Hirundinidae. Gene Ontology annotation, cellular component: axoneme. The transcript is spliced from 4 exons.
AUGUGCAUUCUGCUCUAUAUCAUUAAUUUACUGAUGUUAAAUAUUUCAGCAGCUGACUCCCUCUGCCUUCCAGAAGGAGAUGUCUCUCACCAUCAAGCAGAGGCUGGCCAGCACUCAGGAGAUGAAUCUGCCCCAGGUUGUCCAGCUUCCAGACAAGAGCGAGACCUCCAUCACAAGGAUUAUUUCCACCAGCUCCUCUGCAUCAUUGAAAAGUUCAUUGUGCCAAUUUGUGCCAUUGGUGCCCAAGCCAUCCUGGACUUCCCUGGCCAGCUGGACUUCUCGGAGUGUCCGGUCAAGUGCAGCACCCAGAAACGAUGGGAACAGCAGCUGGUAACCAGCUGGGCACCCAGAGUCUUAGGGAUGGUCGUAGCUCCAAGGCCACCGUCCACCAGAGAUUUUGGAGCAGAGAGGACUUUCAUGAGAGGAGGCAGUGCAGGACCUUGCACUAGAAGGGGGCCCAAAAAUCCGUGGAUCAUGAGAAGCUCUAUCCAGGAGUUUUCCCUCCUGCAGGACUUUCUGGGACAUCAUGGUGGAAUUAUUGUCUGUUGA